Maylandia zebra (zebra mbuna) is the source of this 734-nucleotide messenger RNA. Its product is annotated as histone H1. Gene Ontology annotation, cellular component: nucleosome. The record is from RefSeq and is a predicted model, not a curated record. Gene Ontology annotation, biological process: nucleosome assembly. Gene Ontology annotation, molecular function: DNA binding; structural constituent of chromatin. NCBI's taxonomy places the organism in Eukaryota, Metazoa, Chordata, Actinopteri, Cichliformes, Cichlidae.
GCUCACGCGCAGACAUGGCAGAAGAAGCUCCCGCAGCUGCACCGGCGAAAGCCCCGGCCAAGGCUCCCAAGAAGAAGUCCGCUCCCCGGGCUAAGAAGGACGGACCCAGCCUCCCUAAGCUCAUCGUCGCCUCGGUGACAGAGUCGAAGGAGCGCAAGGGAACGUCGCUGGCGGCCAUAAAGAAGUACCUGACCGCCAAAAAUGUGGACGUACCCAAGGCCAACAAACGUAUCAACACCGCCGUCGCCAAGCUGGUGGAGAAAGGCAUUCUCAGUCAGGUGAAGGGCACCGGGGCUUCCGGCUCCUUCAAGCUUGCUAAGAAAGAACCGAAAGUCGCGAAACCAGCGAAGAAGAAGGCUGCCAAGCCCGCGAAGAAGGCUCCCGCCAAAGCCAAGAAGCCCGCGGUGAAGAAAGUGGCCACCCCGAAGAAAUCUCCGGCCAAGAAGGCUGCGAAGAAAGUGGUGAAGAAGAGCCCCAAGAAGGCUGCUCCCAAGAAGCCCAAGGCGGCAGCCAAGAAGCCCAAGUCCCCCGCUAAGAAGGCCGCUCCGAAAAAGCCCAAAGCCGCCAAGAAGCCCGCAAAGAAAACUGCGCCAAAGAAGGCCAAGAAGUAAAAGCUUCUCCCGCACCGAGUGCAUCAAAGGCUCUUUUCAGAGCCACCACAGCCUCCGCUACGAGCUCCUCGUUCUGUGUGUGUGUGUGUGUGUGUGUGUGUGUGUGUGUGUGUGUGUGUGUGU